Messenger RNA from Pongo pygmaeus (Bornean orangutan), 4581 nucleotides. Its product is annotated as rootletin-like. The record is from RefSeq and is a predicted model, not a curated record. Gene Ontology annotation, biological process: centrosome cycle. NCBI's taxonomy places the organism in Eukaryota, Metazoa, Chordata, Mammalia, Primates, Hominidae. Gene Ontology annotation, cellular component: centrosome; centriole.
AGCUGGAGGCUUGAGCCUGUGGGACCUAGGCUCGCCUCACUGCGGUUGGUGGAGGUGACAGAGGUUGGAGCUUGGCCAGCAUGGUAGAAAGGUGGCAGGGCACGUCUGGCUUUUACCACCCAGAUGCUUCGAGCUAGGAGAUGGAAGAGUCAUCUGUUGCACGCUGGAGGCUGGAGCCUGCAGAUGGCAUGGUUCUGUGGCUCGCCUCGCUGCAGUUGGUGGCAGAGACAGACUGCAACUUGACCGGAGUGGUGGAGAGGUGUGUAUCUCAAGAGCACUCCACAACAAAGAUUCUGCCUGCAAUCCUCCACUUCAAGUUUCUUUAUUUGUAGGCACAGCUGCAUAAAGAAACCAGAUGGCCCAACAGCACCAGAGCUUAUCCACCCCUGACCAGAUAUCAGAAGGAGAAUUUCCCUGGCUAAUACCUCCAGUACAAUGCUGAAUAGAGUGGUUAAAGUGGAAAUUCUUGUCUUCUCAAACUUUCAGAGUGACAGAGCUGGGCCUGGCAGUGGAGUGUCUUCAGAAGCAGAAUCUGGAGAAGGAUCAGGUCAACAAGGACCUCACUGAGAAGCUUGAGGCCCUGGGAUUCCUGUGUCUACAGGAGCAGGCGGCCCUGGAGACAGAGGACGGAGAAGGGCUACAGCAGAGCCUAAAGGACCUGGCACAGGUGUGAGCCCAGAGAGGCCAUCCUGUCAGAGGCUGAGAGCGGCGUCCAGCUGAGAGGCUCCAAGUGCACCGCGGAUGCAUUGGAGGGCAGCCUGCGGGGGCUCUCGGGACAGCGGACCCCGUCCGCACCGCAGCGCUCCUAGCCGGGCCAAGGCCAUUCGCCCCGCCGAGGCCCCUCCCAGGCCUGCUCAGACUCCUCCAGGCUUGCUCGCCCUGAUUCACUCCGCCCUGCACAAGCGCCAGCUGCAGGUCCAGGGAGAAGAGCAACCUGGCCCACAGCCUGCAGGUGGCCCAGCAGCAGACCGAGGAGCUGCAGCAGAAGGGGGAGAAGCUGCAGGCUGCCCAGGAGGAGCUGCGGCGCCAGCGGGACUGGCAGGAGGAAGAGCAGGAGGAUGCGGUGCAGGAUGGCGCAGCCAUAGACAACUAGAGCAGCUGGAAGGGAAGCACUCAGUCCUGGCCAAGGAGCUGGUGGAGGUGAGGGAGGUGCUGAGCCACGCCACACUGCAACGGGAUAUGCUGCAGGCCGAGAAGGACGAGGUGUCCGAGGCGCUGACCAAGGCUGAGGCUGGCCGCAUGGAGCUCGAGCCCUCCAUGACCAAGCUGAGGGCAGAGGGCUCCCUGCGGGACUCCCUGUCCAAGCUGAGCGCCCUCAACGAGAGCCUUGCUCAGGACAAGUUGGAUCUGAACCGCCUUGUCGCCCAGCUGGAGGAAGAAAAGGCCACCCUGCAGGGCCGGCAGUGGCAGGUGGAGCAGGAGGCCACAGUGGCAUGGGAAGAGCAGGAGCAGCUGGAGGAGCUCCAUCGGGAGUUGGUGGGCCUGCGGCAGCAAAUAAUAACUACACAGGAGAAAGCCAGUCUAGACAAGGAGCUGAUGGCCCAGAAGCUGGUACAGGCUGAGCGGGCCCAGGCCUCUCUGCGGGAGCAGCAGGCAGCCCACGAGGAGGACUUGCAGUGACUCCAGAGUGAAAAGGAGGCAGCAUGGCAGGAGCUGGAGGCCAAGCGGGCUCAGCUGCAGAGUGAGCUGCAGUGUGAGCAGGAGGAGCUGCUGGUCCGGCUGGAGGCUGAGAAGGAAGAGCUGAGUGAGGAGAUUGCUGCCCUGCAGCAGGAGCGCGAUGAGGGCCUCCUCCUGGCCAACGGCAAGAAGCAGCAGGCCUUGUCUCUGAAGGAGUCUGAGAAGACGGCGCUGUCAGAGAAGUUGAUGGGUACACGGCACAGCCUGGCCACCAUCUCCCUGGAGAUGGAGAGGCAGAAACGAGAUGCCCAGAGCCGGCAGGAGCAGGACCAGAGCACCGUGAAUUCUCUGACAUCCGAGAUGUAGGACCUAAGGGCCCAGCUGGAGGAGGCUGCUGCAGCCCACACCCAGGAGGUGAGGAGGCUGCAAGAGCAGGUCUGAGACCUGGGCAAGCAGCGGGACUCCUCUCUUUGUGAGGAAGAAGAGCUUUGGACCCAGCUGCGUCUCCUGGAGGAUGCCCAUGAUGGGCUGCGGCGGGAGCUGCUGGAGGCCCAGUGCAAGCUGCCUGAGAGCCAGGAGGGCCGGGAGGUGCAGCACCAGGAGGCAGGCGAGCUGUGGCACAGCCUGGGCGAUGGCACCAAGGAGCCCAAGGCCCUGCAGUGCUCCAACGAGGAGCUUUGGGCCGCUGUGAAGAAGGCAGAGAGCGAGCGCAUCAGCCUGAAGCUUGCCAAUGAGAACAAGGAGCAGAAGCUGGCACUCCUAGAGGAGGCACGGACAGCCGUGGGCAAGGAGGCUGGAGAGCUGCGAACUGGGCUGCAGGAGGUGGAGCACUCAUGGCUGGAGGCUCGGCGGGAGCAGCAGGAGCUCCGGCAUCAGAUGAAGAUGCUGGACAGUGAGAACACCAGACUGGGCCAGGAGCUGGCGGAGCUGCAGGGCCACCUGGCGCUGGGUGAGCAGGCAGAGAAGGAGAGCAGGUGGGAGACCCUGGGCCUCCAGCAGGUGCUGAUGAAGGGUGAGGCCAGCCUGGAGGUGAUGUGGCAGGAGGUGACUGAGCAGGCGGGUGGGCUGGUGCCUCUUUCCUCCCCCCAGCAGGAAGCAGGUGGGCACCCCAAUGCUGGGACCAUUCUGAAAGGCCACUCCCUAGGUUUCGGUGUCCCUCCGCUGCUAAGGCAGGAUGCUCAUGGCAGGACCCGUGUCCUGCAGUUCCAGUGCCAGCUUCCAGGUAAUAUCCUGGUUCCACCCGCCCUGCCCCCUCCACCUCCCCGGGCCAUCACUCCAAGCAAUUUUCUGCCAGAGAGUUGGGCUGCCUGGAUUCCCAUCUCAGCCCUGAAACUUCCCAGCGUUGAGAACAACCAAAUCACUUUUGGAGUCUCACUCUGUCGCCCAGACUGGAGUGCAGUGGCACAGUCUCAGCUCACUGCAAACUCUGUCUCCGGGGUUCAAGUGGUUUUCCUGCCUCGGCCUCUGGACCUCAGCCUCCCAGGAAGUGGGGAAGGGCUCAGCACCUUAGAAUGCAGCCCUGGGUCUAAGCCACCAUCUCCAGGACCUGCCACCUCCCCGGCUCGUCCAGAGCUGGACCCGGAGGCAGUUCCUGGGGCCCUCCGGGAAUUCCUGCAGGAGCUAGGGAGUGCCCAGAGAGAACGGGAUGAACUUCGGACCCAGACCGGUGCCCUGAAUCGCCAGCUGGCCAAGAUGGAGGCUGAGAGGGACAGCGCAACCUCGAGGGUCAGGCAGCUGCAGAAGGCAGUGGCUGAGAGUGAGGAAGCCGGGUGCAGUGUGGAUGGGCGGCUGAGCGGGGUCAAGGCAGAGCUGGCGCUGCAGGAGGAGAUUGUGCGGCACAGUGAUCGGGGGCAUCGGGCCACACUGGACCAGGUGGCCACACUGGAGAGGAGCCUGCAGGCCACCGAGAGCGAGCUCCAGGCCAGCCAGGAGAAGAUCAGCAAGAUGAAGGCCAGUGAAACAAAGCUGGAGGGCGACAAGCGGCGCCUGAAGGAACUCCCGGACGCCUCCGAGAGCCGCACCGUCAAGCUGGAGCUGCAGCGGCGCUCGCUUGUGGGGGAGCUGCAGAGCAGCCACCUGGGCCUGAGUGACCUCGAGGCCCAAGCCCAGGCCCUCCAGGAUCCGGUGGAUUCCCUGCAGAGACAGGUGGCCGACAGCGAGGUGAAGGCAGGGACCCUGCAGCUGACUGUGGAGUGGCUGAACGGGGCUCUGGCCAAGGUGGAGGAAAGCGAGGGGGCCCUGUGGGACAAGGUGUGGGGCCUCACAGAGGCCCUGGCCCAGAGCAGUGCCAGCCUCAACAGCACUCAGGACAAAAACCUGCAUCUACAGAAGGCUCUGACCGCCUGUGAACAUGACCACCAAGUACUCCCAGGCCCUGUCCCCCAGGAAUGGCUGGAUGCUGCCCGGCAGGCAUUAUCUGAGGCAUGGAAGCAGAGCAGCUCCCUGGGCGAGCAGGUGCAGAAGUUGCAAGGAGAGGUGGCUGACCUGCAGCUGCAGCGGAUGGAGGCAGAGGGCCAGCUACAACAGCUACAGGAGAUGAGGGCCAGGUGGCAGGAGGGUGAGGCUGCAGCCCUGCACACGGUCCAGAAGCUGCAGGACGAGCGGCGGCUGCUGCAGGAGCGCCUGGGCAGCCUGCAGCGUGCCCUGGCUCAGCUGGAAGCCAAGAAGCGGGAGGUGGAGUGCUCAGCCCUGCGGCUGGAGAAGGACCGUGUAGCCCUCAGGAGGACGCUGGACAAGGUAGAGCAGGAGAAGCUUCGUAGCCGUGAGGACACAGUGCUGCUGAGCGCAGAGAAGGGCCGCCUGGACCGCACCCUCACGGGGGCUGAGCUGGAGCUGGCAGAGGUGCAGAGGCAGAUCCAGCAGCUGGAGGUCUGACCCCACCCAGUCCAGGACCCCAACUUCAUCCCUAGUCUGAGUGCUCAGCAAUCCCAGUGGAGCUGAUGGCCCAGCCAGCCCAGGGCCCAU